Molecule: messenger RNA, 4190 nt
Organism: Zea mays
Lineage: Eukaryota; Viridiplantae; Streptophyta; Magnoliopsida; Poales; Poaceae
Exons: 2
Coding region: 2191-3381 (396 amino acids)
Source: RefSeq, a predicted model, not a curated record
UCUUCUGGCUGUUGCUUAUACAUUGUAACCUGCAUUGUGCCAAAUAAUGUACAAUUAACUUAAUACAAUAACCCAAAAAACAGGAAUUAAGGUGUCAGAAACACAAAGAACUCACUGCUUUAAAUGGAUAAUCCAUACAGCAACAACAAAGACUUAUUCCCAAGCAAGUUGGGGUAGGCUAGAGUUAAAACCCAACAAAACCCACAGGUCAAGGCUCGGGCACAUGGACAGCUAUUUUCCAUACACUCCUAUGUAAGAUAUCUGCAGUGCACUAAUGCGAAAGGGCCUCUAGUGUCACACCCGGAUUUAAUGGGCAAACCCAGGCGCGAAUCAAAUGUGUGAUGGGAUCAAGUUUCACACAUAUGAUGACUUAUGGUACAGAAACGAAUGUCAUAUCUUUAAUAUAUAAUGGAGUUUUGUACAGAAUAGUUAAAUAAUUACAUCAUACGAAGACAAGGAUUCAGCAACCAUGGUUGACUGGGAGAAGACGAUCUAGACCUCUCACAAACUCAUCGCAGCAUCCUUCAUACUCCUUAUCCUGCGUUAUUUGUUCUUGACCUGGGGGGAUGUGAGUACAGCGAGGGUGAUCUCACAUACGUUCAUCGCUCAACAAGUCGUGGGAUAUAAUGUGCAUGAGCUCACUUACAGUGGGGCUCAUGUGAAGUGUAAGGCUUACCAAAAAAGAUGGUUAAAGCUGAGCAUUGUUUUUAAAGUUGGUCAAAAUUUUAUUAGCAGUUACCAAGUAUAAGUAGAUACCAACCCAAAUAAAUAAGAGAUCAAAAUUAAUAAUAAAACUCACGAUGCAAUGCAAAUGACAAAUUAAGUUUAGUUCCAUAAAUUACCCAUGUGAAGGUCCGAGCCGCUCAUGACCGCGAGCACGGCUGAUAUACCAGUUUUACACUCUGUAGAGGUUGCGCAUCUUUACCCACAAGUCGUGUUACCCAUUUACCACGGGGUCAUGAAUCACAUACAUCUCUACCGAGGAGACGAGGCAGGGUAGCACUACGAGGCCUUUACAAAGUUCCACUAGCUUCAGAAAACCCGCUACGGUUUUUGAGAAGGGCAAUAUAGGAAUCUCUUGUUCGAAAAGCCAUUGCAGCAUGAUCGACCCGAGAACCUCCCUAUACCGACAGCUCCUCUACCGUCCUUGCCCCUUUCGGGUAAGGUAGUCCGUAGUCCUCCACUAGCUUUCCUAAUUAAUCAGCCAAGGGCGUCCCAUAUCACCCUUGUGGUAGCACUGUUUUCCCGAGUGGUUCUCCAUGUUCCAAUUAACCACUGUUAUUAAAGCGUCGUUUAAGCGCUAGAACGCGAUUUGAAGCUAAAACGUCCACACGUUUUAAAAAAACAGUGUUGAACGUCCGUUUUGGACGUUUAAGCGUCGUGUAAACGUCUGAACGCGCGUUUUGGACGUUUAAGCGUUCUACGGACGUUCUAUGCGUUAGUGGGCCUUAAUGGGCCUUUAAGCAUCCCGCCAGGCAUCCCGCCAGGCAGCCGCCAGACAACCGCCAGUAAGCGCUUCAAGCAUCCCGCCAGGCCGCCGCCAGAUGCCAGCCUGCUACCGCCGUCGACCGUCCUCAACCGCCCUCCAGGUACGCCGUCGGCCCCCCUCCUCCCUCCUCCCUCCUCCGGUCCUCCCUCUUCCCUCCACCCACAGGGCAAUGUGCCGCCGCCAUUGCUCCAGCCGCCGCCGCUCCAUUGCUUCAGGCUUCAGCUUUUGGAAAGUGCCCAGUGCUCCAGUGCCCCACUGUGCCCAGUGCUCCAGCCGCCGCUACCCAGUGUGGCUGCCCAUUGAUAAUAUGCCAUUCUAUUGUGUGUGUUGCAGGAAGCCAGGAAGCACACUGUUUUUGGCAAGCUUGUUGUUGGAAGUGAUGUUCUGAAGAGAAUCGAGCAAGUAGAUGUGCAAUCCGCAGCACCUAUUGCUCCAUUUGAUAUAAAGAUUUUGGGGGCAUUUAGCUAAAGUGUGGCAGUGAAUUUCAAUGGCAACAAAUAGCGAGGCAUUGUCUGCCGGUGAAAGUAAUGACUCCUAUGACCCACUCAAAGAUCAGUCACGAAGGCCAAAGUCAAAUGAUCCAGGAUGGAAAUAUGCAUACUAUGUUGAGGCAAGAAAGCGAGAGUUGAUUCAAUGUGCUUUGUGCCCCAAACAAAUAAAAGGAGGUAUCAAGAGGUUGAAACAACAUCUAGCUGGUGGCUAUGGAGAUUGGAGACAUUGUCAAGUGUCCUAACACUACUAGAGAGAUUGCUAAAGAGAUGAAUGAAGCUUUGAAUAAUGGGAAGCGGGCUAGGCCGUUGUACCUAGAUGACGAUGUAAUGGAAGAUGAAGCAGGACAAGAUGAUGUCCAAGUUAUGGGAAGCAGGUCAAUGUCAGCAUCAUCCAAGGCUUCCUCGUGUACUGUGCCAAGUUCUGGAAUAGCUGCCAAAAGAAACAAAGCAAUUUUCCAAUUGAAGCCCCACCCAAUUGCAGCUCCAAAGAAGUCCAUUGCAUCUAUGAUUCGACAAACACCUCAAGAGGUUGUAGCAGAGAGACAUGCAAAGGGGCCUGCUCAAACUACCAUAAGUGCUACCAUGAAGCCUAAGGAAGAAAGAAAUUAUGUUUGUUUGGAGAUAACCAAGUUUUUCUACGAGUGUGGUAUACCAUUCAAUGCUGCGAACUCAAGGCAAUUUGAGGUAGCUGUGGAGGCUAUUUCUCAAUAUGGAUUUGGGUUCAAGCCUCCUACUUUCCAUGAGCUAAGUGUGCCUUUACUUGCUAGGGCUGUCAAAGACAUAGAUGAUGAGAGGAUGAAGCAUGAGGAAGCAUGGAGCCAAUAUGGUUGCACACUCAUGUCUGAUGGUUGGACAGACAAAAGAGGUCUCCAUUUGAUCAAUUUCCUUGUUAACAGCCCUCAAGGAACAUUCUUCUUGGAGUCCGUUGAUGCAUCAAAUGAGUCACACAGUGCAGUGACGCAUGCAGACUUGUUACAAAAGAGAAUUGAGGGGAUUGGUAAAGAAAAUGUUACUCAGAUUGUCACUGAUAAUGGUGCUAAUUAUAAGGCAGCAGGUAAGAUUUUAAUGGAGAGGAUUCCUACCUUGUUCUGGACUCCUUGUGCGGCACAUUGCUUGGACCUUAUGUUGGAGGACAUAGGAAAGCUGAAGGAUUUUAAGAAGCCUAUUGCUCGUACUCAUCAUGUCACCACUUUUAUUUAUAGACAUGGGAGGAUACUUAGUGAAAUGAGGGUGCAUACAAAUGGGAUGGAUCUUGUGAGACCUGCUGCUACUAGAUUUGCUACUGCCUUCCUUACCAUGAAGAGUUUGCACAAGUACAAGAACUCAUUGAAAGGCCUAUUUUCAGGUGAUGUUUUCACUCAAUCCAAGGUAUCCAAAACAGAGGCAAGUAAAAAAGCAUGACAUUGUUUUCUCUCAAGAAUUUUGGAAUUCAAUUGAGGAUUGUCUUAGAGCUUCUUUACCGCUUCUUGUCGUGCUGAGAUUGGUUGAUGGUGAUGAGAAGCCAGCCUUGGCUGAGGUUGCUGCAGCCAUGACUAUAGCAAAGAAUAAGAUUAGCUCCUCAUUUUCUACUCAAAACAAGAAAGCAUGUCUGAAACAUAUCAUGAGCAUUGUGGAUCGACGUUGGGCGAACCAAAUGGAUACCCCAUUAUAUGGAGCAGCACUAUAUUUGAACCCUGGAAAAUUCUACAACAUCAAAGCAGGUGAUGAUGAAGGCUAUGUUGGAGAGCUAAGGGGUUGCUUUAAUGAUGUGCUUGUCAAAAUGGUGGUAGAUGAGGAUCUUAGAGAGAAGAUUGAUGCCCAAGCUGUUCUUUAUGAGAACCAAAGAGAGGCAUUUGCAAAUCCAAUGGCUAUAAAAAAUGCACAAACAAGGAAUCCACUUGAUUGGUGGCUUGCAUAUGGUGGUCGUACUAUUGAAUUAUAUAAGUUUGCAAGAUGGAUUGUUAGCCUUUGUGCUUCAUCAUCUAGUUGUGAGCGGAAUUGGAGUACAUUUGAAUUUGUAAGUGAGCUAGUCAAAUUAUUCAAUUUCUAUUUGCCACUACUUUUUUAUCCUCAGUUCUUCAUUGGUUAAAUGGUUACUUUUAUUUGCACUUGUAGAUGCAUACCAAAAAGAGGAAUAGGUUAGAGCACAAAAGGUUGAAUGACUUGGUAUAUGUUUCAUACAACAGAAAUAUGGCGGAUAGGUUUCAAAAAAUACGUGAGGAAGGAAAAAA